Pocillopora meandrina is the source of this 672-nucleotide messenger RNA. NCBI's taxonomy places the organism in Eukaryota, Metazoa, Cnidaria, Anthozoa, Scleractinia, Pocilloporidae. The record is from the annotation of a GenBank genome assembly.
AUGGCUAAACUGACAUCCAUUAUUCUCUUCACAGGAAUGAGGAGACUCAAUUCUUCAUUCACUUUGAACUAUUCAACGACACGGUCGAAUUUAUCCGAUUGGAUCCCAAAUGAGCAGAACAUCUCAUCAGGGAUCAUUAUUCAGUCUGUGUUCCUAGCCCUGGUGAUAAUUGUCGGUGUGGUCGCUAACUCCCUGGUUUGUCUUGUGAUUUACAAGCGAAGAAAUCUUCACACGGUCCUCUACAGCUUCCUGGUGAGCCUCUCCGUGUCUGAUCUUCUUCACUCCGCUCUCAAGAUGCCCACAACCAUGCUAUCCACUCUACACAUCCGCUGGUAUCCUCAUCCGUCAUUCUGCUACAUCACCACUCCCUUUGGCGUCCUUUUUGGUGCCGCCACGGUCUUCAACUUGUGCGCAGUCGCUCUAAACCAGUACUUUAUUAUCCUAAAACCACUUCUCUACCCCAUGGUCAUGACAGCCAGGCAUGCGCGUUACGUCAUUGCCGGCCUUUGGGCGGGAAGCAUAGUGAUCUCUCUUCCGCCGAUAUUCUGGCGCUCAGCUGACACCAUUUGCAAAAGCGGGCAGUCUCCAACGACAACUAUCUUUCUGAAGUGCUUUAUUUAUCGGCCUUGUGGACAUUUGUGGUCAUUAUUCCAACCGUCGUCAUGGGUAUAA